Messenger RNA from Nipponia nippon (crested ibis), 378 nucleotides. The record is from RefSeq and is a predicted model, not a curated record. NCBI's taxonomy places the organism in Eukaryota, Metazoa, Chordata, Aves, Pelecaniformes, Threskiornithidae.
AUGCGCACAAAAAGUAGUCCGGUGCUGCGGCGGCUGUGGCGGCGGCGGCGGCAUGUGAGUAGGGGUCGGCGGGGGAACCGGGCCGGGGAAGCGGCCCUGGAGAUCACGGCACGCUACUGCCGGAGCGAGAUGGAGCAGUACGGGCGGUGCGUGGCCGCCAGCCCGGCCUCAUGGCAGCGCGAUUGUCACCGUCUUCGCCUCAGCAUGUCCCGCUGUGCCGCCGCCCACCCGAUCGUGCAGCAGAUCCGCCAGGACUGCGCGGAGCCGUUCGCCGCCUUCGAGCAGUGCCUGAAGGAAAACCAAGCCUCCGUCAUGAACUGCAGCGACCACGUCAACGCUUUCCUGCUCUGCGCCGACCAGGUGAAGCUCUCCGCGUGA